Trematosphaeria pertusa is the source of this 1690-nucleotide messenger RNA. RefSeq lists its product as uncharacterized. NCBI's taxonomy places the organism in Eukaryota, Fungi, Ascomycota, Dothideomycetes, Pleosporales, Trematosphaeriaceae. Gene Ontology annotation, cellular component: Fanconi anaemia nuclear complex; FANCM-MHF complex. Gene Ontology annotation, biological process: replication fork processing; resolution of meiotic recombination intermediates. The record is from RefSeq and is a predicted model, not a curated record. The transcript has 2 exons. Gene Ontology annotation, molecular function: chromatin binding; protein heterodimerization activity. The coding region runs from base 33 to 1607 and encodes 524 amino acids.
CCGCAAUUGUCUGGUCUUCUUGAAAAAUAACCAUGUCGGAGUCUGCGCGCAAGAAGCAGCGCGUCGGUUCGCGCACAUCUGAAGGGGCGGCCGACAACAGCGGGACCAUCUACGCAGAUCUGCAACGCCUCGCGACCGCUGCUCCAAAGCCCGUCACUCCUUUCCGACGUGCUGUCAGCGUCACUCCGACACCCGGCAGCAGACCAAUUCGUACGCCAGGUACCGGGAGAACGCCCCGAGGCGGACCCGCUACGCGUCCUACCCCCAUCCGACGAAACGCGCCGACUACUCCGCAUGCGAUUCGCGCUUUGAGGGAGCGCGCAAAUGCGGCGAGGACCCCGGGGCGGAGGAGAAGCGGGAGGACACAGAGAGAGACACCGCGGGAUAUUCUGCGAGAUCUGAGUCGAGUACUUGCGCGCGACACCCGGCCCGUCCAGCCUUCUCCGCAAGAACAACAGCGUCGCCCUCGACAUUCCGCGCUCGAUCUCCCAGAUGUGGACGAUGGCCCCGAUCCUGCUGUACCGCGCCUUUCCAUGCCGCUGGAGGAUAUGUACGACGAUGAUAGUUUCCACGAAGCUCCUCCGCGGCAAUCGCUCCUUCCCAACCUACCAGACGAUGUAGAUAACGGAACCAUUCAAUCGCUUGAAUUUGGAAGACGGGCAAUUAGCGAGGAUCCGCGGAUGAUGUUCACAACCAGGGUCAGCGAGCGAUUCGCGGAUAUCAAUGAAUUGGGCAUAGACGGGGAGGAGUACGAAGUCGAUGGGACGUUCAUUAACCGCAGACGUACGCUCAACCCGGAUGAGCUGCUUGAGGAUGUGGCAGAGGAAGACUUAGAUGAUACGACCACGGAGAUACGAGCUUUGACAGGGCGACGAGAUGGACGACCAAGCGAUGUCGACCUGGGCGUGUUCGGCGAAAUGGACGACGAUACGGAAGAGCCCACAUUCAGGUUUACCAUUCCACCGCGCAUGCAAGCUCAAGCCCGAGACGGAGCGCGAGAGGACACGCAAGAAAGGGUGCAAGAGAUGGGCGCGCAGAUAGACGGAGAUGAGGAUGAUAUUCAAGCUGGGGCCGGGGAAGAUCAGGAAGAAACUGCUGUUAUUCCAGGCGGCGAUGACGAUGACGACGAAGGCAGUUUUGGGAUCACCGGGUGGGAAUCAGAGCACGACAAUGCAGACGAUGCCGAUCUUCAAGCCUACCGCGGAGAAGUGUCCGCCUUCGACCGCAGCCUCCAAACACAAUCUCCCGAACGGCGUGCGACGAAACAGCGCGCAGAUCGACAGCGCAGGGCCCUCAACAUCUCCAGGUUCGGCCAUGAAUAUCCCUCGUUCCCCGCGGCUACAGUCAAAACCCUCGCAACGGGCUUUGCGAAGUCUCAAGGCAGCAAGGCCAAGAUCAGCAAAGACACUCUCGCAGUACUAGUGCAGACUUCAGAUUUCUUCUUCGAGCAAAUAGGCGAGGAUCUAGCGGCGUAUGCACAGCAUGGUGGAAGGAAAGUGAUCGAAGAAAGCGACGUUAUCGCUCUAAUGAAGAGGUAUGUUACAGUUUACAUUUACUGUACAGAUGUCUACAUUUGUCCAAUAAGGCGGCUGACCCUUCUUUCUUAGGACACGCCAGAUUACAAGUAAUAGCACAUCGUUCUCCCUGGCGCAGAAAUUGCUGCCAAGGGAACUGCUACAGCAGCUUCGAA